Parnassius mnemosyne (clouded apollo) is the source of this 1686-nucleotide messenger RNA. NCBI's taxonomy places the organism in Eukaryota, Metazoa, Arthropoda, Insecta, Lepidoptera, Papilionidae. The record is from the annotation of a GenBank genome assembly.
AUGUUCUGGAAUACUCUACUCGAUCCAUUAUUGCAAACAACGGAGAACACACAAGCCCAUGUACAAGCCUUUGCAGACGAUAUCUUGAUUAUCGCCAGUAACCAAGACGGACAAAAACUAGAGAUAACCUUAAACCACACUCUUAAAAUAAUAACAGAAUGGGGCAAAAAACAUAAAUUAAGAUUUGCUCCCCAUAAAACUCAGUCGGUGCUAAUAACAAGGAAACAAAAAUUUCAUCGGCCUUUGCUAAAAAUGGAAGAAGUAGAAUUACAAUACUUGGAUCAACUGAAAGUUCUGGGCUUAACAAUAGACCAAAAUAUAAAUUUUAAGCCCCAUCUGGAUAAUGUUUGUCGCAAGGCUAUUAAUAUUUACAAAAUGGUCUCAAGAGCAGCGAGGGCUAACUGGGGCCUGAACUCAGAUAUAUUGAGAACAAUCUACAUGGCAGUCGUAGAACCAACCAUAUUGUAUGCUGCCAGCUGCUGGGCCGAAACAACAAACAAAAAGUAUAUUGAACGCAUACUCAACAGAAUGACCCAGAUUUUUGGUAUACGAAUUAGUAAAGGACAUAAGACUAACUCCCUGAUAUCCAGUACACUCUUAUCAAAAAUAAUACCGCUAGCACUAAGAGCCAAAGAGAACGCUAGUAUAUAUGAAAUUAAGAGAGGCAAACCUAUAGAGCUUUUACCAGGAAGAGAAAUCGAAACAAGAAUAAGCCCCUAUGAUCUCCCACAUCCUUGUGAAAGAAUACAACGUAACUUCAAACACGUAAAUAACCAGAAAGAUAUUGACGAGAUAAAAAACGACUGGGUUAGAAUCUUCACCGAUGGAAGCAAGAUCGACGGAAAAGUGGGAGCAGCAGUAACAGUUUGGCACAAUGGACUCGAAAUUAAAACAAUAACUUUCAGGCUGGAGAGCUACUGCAGUAUUUACCAAGCGGAGAUGAUGGCAAUACAAAGAGCGCUAAAAUAUAUAAUAAGCAAAAAAUAUCCAGGUGCAAAUAUAAUUAGCGACUCUAGAUCGGCAAUUACCACUAUCUGUGACCCAGUGUCUCUUAAUCCAAUAGCAUCAGAAAUACGAACAAUGAUCAAGACUUUAGAAGACAACCGAAAGCAAGUCGAGCUUUAUUGGAUUAAAGCACACUGCGGAAUACAAGGCAACGAAAGAGCAGACGAACUUGCUAAGCAGGCAGCUAUAAAAAAUAAGCAAAGCCCGGCUUAUGAUAAAUUCCCAUUGUCGUAUGCAAAGCGCCUCACCAGAAAUACGACUCUGCAAAUAUGGCAAAGGAAGUACGAACAAGCAACAACCAGUAGUAUAACGAAAAAGUUCUUUCCAAAUAUUGUUAAAGCCUAUAAGACAUUAAAAAGUAUAAAAAUGAAUAACUUAGUUACACACUUGUUUACCGGUCAUGGGGGAAACAAAGCCUAUUUGUAUAAGUAUAAAUUAUCCUCAUCCCCAUGCUGCAUAUGCGAUGAAAAUGCAGACCAAACUAUAGAGCACAUUGUCAUUGAUUGCCCACGUUUUGGGAAAAGAAGAUUCGAGACCGAGUGCAGCAUGGGGGAGGAGAUAGUAGCAGAAAACUUAAAAUUUAUUAUAGAAGAUGACUAUUGCCGACCUAUCUUUAUGAAGUUUGCCCUUUUGGCAUUAAAAAGCAUAAGUAAAGAAAAUGGUAGUAAAAUUAUAGAUUAA